This is a messenger RNA of Ichthyophthirius multifiliis, 1007 nucleotides long. RefSeq names its product tyrosyl-tRNA synthetase, putative. NCBI's taxonomy places the organism in Eukaryota, Ciliophora, Oligohymenophorea, Hymenostomatida. The record is from RefSeq and is a predicted model, not a curated record. The transcript has a single exon. Gene Ontology annotation, molecular function: poly(ADP-ribose) glycohydrolase activity. Gene Ontology annotation, cellular component: nucleus; cytoplasm. Gene Ontology annotation, biological process: nucleotide-sugar metabolic process; regulation of DNA repair; carbohydrate metabolic process.
CAAUUUCCAUAAGAGAAUUAUUAAAUUAGCCAAUAAAAUAAUUACAUCCAUUAAAAUAAUAUCUCUAUUAAAAAUUCAUUUCUUAAUUAAAUGAAGAUCAAAAGUCUAAAAAAAUGACUUUUUAUAGAUGUUUUAACGAAAACUAUUAAAAAAAUAUCGAAAAAAAAUUAUUAAAUACUACAAAGAUAAAUAUUAAGGCAGAUAUUUUCGAAUAUGAAGGAAAAUAUGAUUAAAACAAAUAUAUGGAAUGGUACCUUAAUUUUGCAGAUUAGUAACUUUUCGGAUUUUAUAAUAGCGGUUUAUAUGCUUAGGACGAAAUUUAAUGUUCUGAGCAUCCUUUAUUAGCCCAUAUAAGGGAAUAUGCAAUAGAUUAAAGCCAACAUAAAGAAAACAUAGUUCCCUUAACACACUAAAAUGGGGAACCGACUCCUAUUUUGAUAAUUGGCGCUCAUAGAUUGGGUACUAUAUUUUCUAUAAAAAACAAUAAUCCUUAAAUUUAUUAUGGAAAUAAUUUUUGUGCUAUACAUACUGCUAAAAGUAUUGAUUAAGUACUCUAAAUAUUUGACUAAGGAAGCCAACAUGUGACUAAUAUUAUUGCAAUGGCAGCCUAAGGAUAUAAAAGUGGUGAAUAUACAUUUUAAUAGAUAAGUUUUACGUUAAAAACAGCCUAUAUAGCCUUUAAAAAAGCUGUUGAAUUUUCUGAAAAUAAAAAAUGUAUUAUUCAUACAGGUAAUUGGGGAACAGGUGCUUUUGGGAAUAAUCUUAAAUUGAUGUUUUAUAUUUAGAUUUUGGCAGGAAAUUUAGCUGGAGUGGAUGUACUGGAAUAUCAUAGUUUUAGUGUGGAAAUAUAGGAGUAAUGUUAGAGUUUUUUAUAUGAUUAUAAUAAAGAUAUAGUACCAGAAUUGGAAAAAAAUAAAAUUGACAUUGAUGAUAUUAUUAUUUUAUUAGAAAAAUUAAAAUUUAAAUGGGGAAAGUCAGAUGGAAAUUGAUAUGCUUUUUUUUUUUUA